AUGGGCUUUCGCUCGAUCGCGCUGCCGCUGCUGGCAAUGCUGCUCCUGGACUCGUCGCUCAUCGCUCAAGGCUUCCGGGUGAAUCUCAUCCAUCCCGCCAAGGAGGCCAUGCGGCGCAAGGGCGUCAAGAGGAGCGAGGCGAUCCGCGCGCUGGUGGCCAAGAGCCACGCGCGAGUGAGAUGGAUGGCAGCGCGGGCGAAUUCGUCUUCGUGGUCGUCGAUGGCCGGCACCACGGACGUGGAAUCGCCACUCCACCCGGACGGCGGGGGCUACGUGAUGGACAUCUCGGUGGGCACGCCGGGCAAGAGGUUCCGCGCCAUCGCGGACACGGGCAGCGAUCUGGUGUGGGUGCAAUCCGAGCCGUGCACGGGCUGCUCGGGCGGCACCAUCUUCGAUCCCCGCCAGUCGUCCACCUUCCGCGAGAUGGAUUGCUCCUCGCAGCUCUGCGCGGAGCUCCCCGGAUCCUGCGAGCCCGGCUCCAGCACCUGCAGCUACUCGUACGAGUAUGGCAGCGGCGAGACGGAGGGCGAGUUCGCGCGCGACACCAUCUCCCUGGGCACGACAAGUGACGGCAGCCAGAAGUUCCCGUCCUUCGCCGUCGGAUGUGGCAUGGUCAACUCGGGCUUCGACGGCGUGGAUGGGCUUGUCGGGCUCGGCCAAGGUCCCGUGUCGUUGACCUCGCAGCUCUCCGCCGCCAUUGACAGCAAGUUCUCCUACUGCCUCGUGGACAUCAACAGCCAAUCGGAGAGCUCCCCUCUCCUGUUCGGCCCGUCGGCGGCGCUGCACGGCACCGGCAUCCAGUCAACGAAGAUCACCCCGCCCAGCGACACCUACCCGACGUACUACCUGCUCACGGUCAACGGCAUCGCGGUCGCCGGUCAGACCAUGGGCAGCCCCGGCACGACCAUCAUUGACUCCGGGACGACGCUGACGUACGUGCCAUCCGGGGUGUACGGCCGGGUGCUCUCCCGGAUGGAGUCAAUGGUGACCCUCCCCAGGGUUGACGGGUCGUCCAUGGGGCUGGACCUCUGCUACGACCGGUCCUCCAACCGCAACUACAAGUUCCCGGCGUUGACCAUCCGGCUGGCGGGCGCGACCAUGACGCCGCCGUCGAGUAACUAUUUCUUGGUGGUGGACGAUAGCGGCGACACCGUGUGCCUGGCCAUGGGCUCCGCGAGUGGCCUCCCAGUGAGUAUAAUUGGGAAUGUGAUGCAGCAGGGCUACCACAUCUUGUAUGAUCGCGGGAGCUCCGAGCUCUCGUUUGUCCAGGCCAAGUGUGAGUCACUCUAAAGAAGUUCUUUGCUUGU
Molecule: messenger RNA, 1307 nt
Organism: Selaginella moellendorffii
Lineage: Eukaryota; Viridiplantae; Streptophyta; Lycopodiopsida; Selaginellales; Selaginellaceae
Product: aspartic proteinase nepenthesin-2
Exons: 1
Coding region: 1-1290 (429 amino acids)
Biological process (GO): proteolysis
Cellular component (GO): extracellular region
Molecular function (GO): aspartic-type endopeptidase activity
Source: RefSeq, a predicted model, not a curated record